AUGGGUACAAUGUCAAAUAAGUUGGGUCAUUUUUCUUAUCUUAUGAGGGGCCUCUAUACCUAUUACAAGUUUGCCUUUGGUUUUGAUAAUUCAUCGGAGACUUAUAAGGUUGUAAUGUUAACGUUGGAUGUAGUUGAAAAUAGAACUCAUGUGCAAGUUUUGAGUGUGGGUGAUAAUAUUUGGAGAACUAUUCAAAGUUUUCCUGCGGUUCCUCUUCCUAAUUGCUAUAAAAAUCAGGGUGGGAGUGAUGGUGUGUAUUUGAAUGGUCGUCUUAAUUGGUUGGCCAUUCAGGAUCGUCUUGUUAGUGUUUAUGGUUGGGAGGAGAAUAUUAAGGCUAAGGAAUUUGCGAUUGUUUCACUUUAUACGGAAACAAAAUCAUUCACGCGGUUGAUGCCUCCUCGUGGUUUUGAUGAAAUGUCAAAUGUUAAGCCGUCUGUAUGUAUAUUGAAGGGCUCCUUGUGCUUUUCUCAUGAUUUCAAAAGAACUGAAUUCAUUAUGUGGCAGAUGAAAAUAUUCGGAGUUGAAGAGCCUUGGACUCAACUUCUUAAAAUUAGUUACCAAAAUCUUCGGACUAGAUUUCAUGAUUUUGCUGACUUGGAAUAUUGUCAGUUGUCGCCAUUGCACCUUUAUGAUCAAAGUGAUACACGAAUAUUGGCCAACAAUCAAGAACAGCGAGCAAUUCUAUAUAAUUUGAGGGAUAAUACAGCAAAGAGAACUAAAAUUAUCAAUGAAAUACAUUGGUUCUCUGCCAAGGUUUACGUUGAAAGUUUUGUUUCUUACAUUUAG
Molecule: messenger RNA, 786 nt
Organism: Medicago truncatula (barrel medic)
Lineage: Eukaryota; Viridiplantae; Streptophyta; Magnoliopsida; Fabales; Fabaceae
Product: F-box/kelch-repeat protein At3g23880
Exons: 1
Coding region: 1-786 (261 amino acids)
Source: RefSeq, a predicted model, not a curated record